This is a messenger RNA of Coniophora puteana RWD-64-598 SS2, 866 nucleotides long. RefSeq lists its product as uncharacterized. The transcript has 2 exons. Bases 24 to 866 code for a protein of 280 amino acids. NCBI's taxonomy places the organism in Eukaryota, Fungi, Basidiomycota, Agaricomycetes, Boletales, Coniophoraceae. The record is from RefSeq and is a predicted model, not a curated record.
CCGAAUUGCGAUAUUUCGGCCAUAUGAUGGACUCGGAGAAAGAUGUCUUAGCUGCUGUUUUCGAGCAAUGUGGCAAAUGCGGCGGGUCGAUCUUGCGAGUUAUCGCCACCCUCAGCCACGUUGCAGAGUCGUGUGGCAUCACAAACGUUCAAAUUGAGUCUCUCUUGCACAUCUGUUACUUUGCGUGCCGUGAACUGAGGCCUAGUGGGGACGACUCCAGUGGACUCAAGACGGCUUUCUUGUCGAUAGUUCAAGGAGACGGUGACUUUGUGCGCGGUGAUCUUUGUGAUGAUCCCUUUGCAAUUGUUGGCCAACGAAUUCUUGGUCCGAUCGCGCUCGUUCGCCUUCUUGCGGUUCUCGCACAACGCAAUGCACUCGGUGGUAUACAGACUCUCCGCAAGGCACCCCAAGGGCUGUCAGCAUCUACAUCUCUCGAACACAUCCAACAGAUCACGCAUCCGGAUAUCAUCCGACGCAUAAUCAAGGUUUCUCAUCUACGUAUGAAUGAACGAAUGAGAAAAGGUCGCAAGUACUCCACGAAUGAAGAAGGUUGCGAAGACUUUCCCUAUGCGUGCGUGGCGUUCCAAAGCGUGGCAGAGCUCGCUGCCGCAUUGCUCGCGUUGGAUAUGUACACAGGAGGAGUGUACACGGACGCUAUCCGUGGCGCACGGAAGCAGCUAGUGGUUGCUCUGGGUAAUGCAUCGCAGAUGGCACUGAACCUUAGGCGUUACCAGCAAGCUUUAGUGCUGGCACGAUGCUCUGUCAACGAAGCUGAAAAGGCAUCAGUGGACGACAAUAUAGAGCCAAGUAUUACGGAAAAGAACAAGUGUCGGAUGGAUCAAGCAUAUGCGGGGCUAGGACUCUAG